ACUAUAGGACCACCUUAACGGCCGUUGUGAGAAGUCACAGUUCGAGAUAACAAAUAGUUUCUUCGGUUGAAACCCGUUUGCUUUAAUACUUAUUAAUUUUUCCCCCCAAAGACGACCACUCGCACGGCACAAUGCGUGAGUGUAUUUCCGUCCACGUAGGCCAGGCUGGUGUCCAGAUGGGAAACACCUGCUGGGAGCUGUACUGUCUGGAGCAUGGCAUCCAGCCGGACGGCCAGAUGCCCAACCGUAAACCUGUGGGAGGCCACGACGACUCCUUCACCACCUUCUUCAGUGAGACCGGCGCCGGGAAGUACGUCCCCAGGGCCAUCUUUGUUGACCUGGAACCCACUGUCAUUGAUGAAGUGCGUACGGGGACUUACCGGCAGCUGUUCCAUCCUGAGCAGCUGAUCUCCGGAAAGGAGGAUGCAGCCAACAACUAUGCCCGUGGACACUACACCAUUGGCAAAGAGAUCAUUGACUCCGUCUUAGACAGGAUCCGCAAGCUGGCGGAUCAGUGCACUGGCCUCCAAGGUUUCCUGGUUUUCCAUUCAUUUGGUGGAGGCACUGGCUCUGGUUUCACCUCCCUGCUGAUGGAGAGACUUUCUGUCGACUUUGGCAAGAAGUCCAAGCUGGAGUUUGCCAUCUAUCCAGCCCCUCAAGUGUCCACAGCCGUGGUGGAGCCCUACAACUCCAUCCUGACCACCCACACCACCCUGGAACACUCUGACUGUGCCUUCAUGGUGGACAAUGAGGCCAUCUAUGAUAUCUGCCGCAGGAACCUUGAUAUCGAGCGCCCAUCUUACACCAACCUCAAUAGGCUCAUCAGCCAAAUAGUCUCUUCUAUUACAGCCUCCCUUCGCUUUGAUGGAGCCCUGAACGUCGACCUGACGGAGUUCCAGACCAACUUGGUGCCCUACCCACGUAUCCAUUUCCCUCUGGCCACCUACGCCCCGGUCAUCUCCGCCGAGAAGGCCUAUCACGAGCAGUUGUCAGUGGCUGAAAUCACUAAUGCCUGUUUCGAGCCUUCAAAUCAGAUGGUGAAGUGUGAUCCCCGUCAUGGUAAAUACAUGGCCUGCUGCCUGCUUUACCGUGGCGACGUGGUGCCCAAAGAUGUCAAUGUAGCCAUUGCUGCCAUCAAGACUAAACGCACCAUCCAGUUUGUGGACUGGUGUCCCACAGGUUUCAAGGUGGGCAUCAACUACCAGCCCCCCACGGUGGUUCCUGGAGGAGACCUGGCCAAGGUCCAGAGGGCUGUGUGCAUGCUGAGCAACACCACAGCCAUCGCUGAGGCCUGGGCUCGCCUUGACCACAAGUUUGAUCUGAUGUAUGCCAAGAGGGCCUUCGUCCACUGGUAUGUAGGGGAGGGCAUGGAGGAAGGAGAGUUCUCAGAGGCCAGAGAAGAUAUGGCUGCCCUGGAGAAGGAUUAUGAAGAGGUGGGCAUCGACUCAUUUGAGGAGGAUGAGGAAGGAGAGGAAUAUUAGCCUGUCUAUCUCAGUAUCGCCAAAAAAAGGAUCAACUUCCAUGCUGUCAUUUCCACCAUUGUAACGGUUUGUUCUUGAUUAGAGGGGAAAAAACUAAAAUCAUUUGUGGCAAAAAACAAAAUGUUUUGCUAUUCAAGAAAAAAAAAUAAAACUCAAAACAGCAGUCACUCCCAAAUGGACUAAUAGUAUCAUCGACCCGUUGUUUUCAAUAACCUCAGUUUUGUGAAAAGGCUGAAUUUUAUGAUAAUCUGCUUAUUUUUUAUAUGACUUGGAGCCCGUCUGUUGUUGCUCAAUAAAACAUUUC
This is a messenger RNA of Lampris incognitus (smalleye Pacific opah), 1785 nucleotides long. RefSeq names its product tubulin alpha chain-like. Gene Ontology annotation, biological process: microtubule cytoskeleton organization; mitotic cell cycle. Gene Ontology annotation, cellular component: microtubule; cytoplasm. NCBI's taxonomy places the organism in Eukaryota, Metazoa, Chordata, Actinopteri, Lampriformes, Lampridae. The transcript has 4 exons. The record is from RefSeq and is a predicted model, not a curated record. Bases 132 to 1481 code for a protein of 449 amino acids. Gene Ontology annotation, molecular function: GTP binding; structural constituent of cytoskeleton.